Molecule: messenger RNA, 670 nt
Organism: Rubroshorea leprosula
Lineage: Eukaryota; Viridiplantae; Streptophyta; Magnoliopsida; Malvales; Dipterocarpaceae
Source: the annotation of a GenBank genome assembly
UCUCUGAAACUUUCUGUGAAAGAAAGUGAAACCCUAGCUUGUUCGAUCGGCGAUUCUCAAAAUUAAAAGAGCAAGAUGACUCAAGAUGUCGAGAUGAAAGAGCAACCAGCUCCCUCCAAUUCUCUUUCCUCCUUUUCUCCUUCCACUCUGCAUCAUUUGAAGGAGAUUGCGUCUUUGAUUGAGACUGGUGCAUAUGCACGCGAAGUUAGGCGAAUUGUGCGAGCCGUGAGGCUUACUAUGGCGAUCCGGCGGAAACUGAAGGCACCCGUGCUCUCUGCUUUCCUGAAUUUCGCUCUUCCUCCGGGAUCUGAGGCGCAUAGUAGGCUGUCUUCUUAUCUCCCAAAGGACGAUGAGCAUGAUAUGGAAGUUGAUACUGCUACCUCUUCACUUCAAGCUUCUGCAAAACAUCCAUUGCCGGAGCUGGAAAUCUACUGCUACUUGCUUGUCUUGAUAUUUCUGAUUGAUCAAAAGAAGUACGAUGAGGCAAAAGCUUGCUCCUCUGCAAGCAUUGCUCGGCUGAAGAACGUGAAUAGGAGGACUGUUGAUGUUCUAGCUGCUAGGCUUUACUUCUACUACUCUCUCAGCUAUGAACUUACUGGUGAUCUUGCUGAAAUUAGAGGGUAAUUUGUAUUUCACUAUUUUCAUUUUCUAAGAAAUCCUAGUGUACCGU